Molecule: messenger RNA, 1585 nt
Organism: Sitodiplosis mosellana (orange wheat blossom midge)
Lineage: Eukaryota; Metazoa; Arthropoda; Insecta; Diptera; Cecidomyiidae
Product: TWiK family of potassium channels protein 12
Exons: 1
Coding region: 296-1378 (360 amino acids)
Biological process (GO): stabilization of membrane potential; potassium ion transmembrane transport
Cellular component (GO): membrane
Molecular function (GO): potassium ion leak channel activity
Source: RefSeq, a predicted model, not a curated record
ACACACACACGCGCGCACACGGACACUGUAUUGCAACUACUGGGCCAUACUCAUGUUAUUUUUAUCUGAAUUCCACGUUUGCGUCGGAAUAGUCUAAAUUUAGCGUAACCGAAAUGAUGAGUUAAAACAACCGAAUAACCGAAUAGUCAGUAUAGGGAAUAGAAACGCAGUGCCAUGUUUCGCAACACACGAAUAUUAGUUUAUCUUUGACAUGUUCAUAUUCAAUAGCACAAAAAAGGGGAUUCUGGAUUCUUGAAUGAAUUAGAAAAUUGAUAAGAAUUGUGCAGAAGAAAAAAUGAAUCGUCAAAAUCGAUUUUCGUCCGUUCGAAGCAAUGGUUCACUGUCAUCGCUGCGAAGUGUUAAUCGAAAAGAGAAAUGUAAAGAUUUUUGUCGCAAAACCAUUGCAUUUAUGUGUACACAAGUUGGUGUUGGUGGAUUAAUUGUGGCUUAUGCACUGGUCGGCGCUGCAAGUUUUAUCUCAAUCGAAACGGAUGCAAAACAAGCAAACAUCACAUAUGUGGACGAGGUGAAACAAAUGCGUGAUAAAUACGCAAGUGAAUUGUAUGCGUUAGCAUUGAAAAAUAAUGCAGCCGAUGUGAAUGAAACCCUCUGGCAAAAUCAAAUGAACAUUAAACUGUUGGACUAUCAAAAUUAUCUGGUGACCAUGAUAAAGAAAGGCUAUGAUGGCCGUACACUCAAACAGAUUUGGUCAUUUCCGGCGGCGCUAAUGUUUUGUCUGUCCGUAUUUUCGAUGAUUGGCUAUGGAAAUUUGACGCCACGCACCGAAUGGGGCAAAGCAACGACCAUAAUUUAUGCAACAUUCGGAAUUCCAUUAUAUAUUUUAUACUUUUUGAAUAUGGGCAAAGUGUUGGCGAAAACAUUUCGAUGGCUCUACCGCAAAUUGCACGAAUGCAGUCAAGAUCCCGAUGCAACGACACAAAAUCGCAAAAAAAUCAUUGUACCAUCGUCCGCUUGUUUGUGGGUCAUGUUUUUCUACAUUUUACUCGGCUCGGCCAUGUUUUCGUGUUUAGAGCGAUGGGACUUUAAAAAUGCCGUUUACUUUGCCGUCACGAGUUUAUGUAAAAUUGGCAUCGGUGAUUUUGUGCCUGGAACAUCGACGAAUGAAACCAUACCGUUUUUCCGAUUCACAAACACCGAUACACAGAGUGAAAAUCACACAAAACUCAUCAUCAAUUUCGUGUAUAUUCUGUUUGGCAUGGGUUUGGUCGCGAUGUGCUAUCAAUUGGCCAGGGAAGAUAUUCGGGUGAAAAUCAAAGAAAUCACCGAAGACCUUGAACUCUGUCUGGAGGAUUUGCGGCGACGACUCGCCAAAUGCUGCAACGGUUCAGCCAAAGAAUUUGAUGAUUUUCACAGUUGAUUGACGGAGUAAUUUUUUGGACAAUAAAGAUUGUUUCUAUAUUUUGUUAAUAUUAAAAAUCAGCUGCAGCAGUUCUGCAGCUUGCCGUAUAUGAUAUUGUAGGGCCAACUGCGGUGCUAGUGUGCUUGUGUUUCAAUCUACAAAGCCCCUGUUAAAAAUGUUUGCAUAAUUUUAUUGAAUAAAUGCUUUUUUUUAUUUACAUAAAAA